GUAUUUUGACCAUCCAGAAAAUCAACAAUCUAGUUCAAAUCAUCAACGCCAGCCCAAACCCAGUUCAGAAACAAAAUUAUCUUCCCUAACAGUGGACCCCAUUUGCUUCGUCCCGACCAGUUAACCAACCACACAGAUUUUUUUUUUUUAAUCCUUCAAACAAAACCCAGACGAAGUAAUUCCCUGGAAACAACCCAAACUUUGGUCGGCACUUCUUUUCUUUCUGAUUUUUUUUUUAAUUUCUUUUUCUCCAUAACAAAUGGGUUAUAAAACUUCCACGUACAAAUCACCAACAGUUAACUUUACCCUGGCCGUUGAACCUCCAGUUUCACUCACCGCCUUCAAAGAUUUUUUUUCCUUUGGAGCAACAGUUUGUCGGCUUAAACCCUUCAAAACCCCCCUUCCACCCCAUUUUUUUUUUCAUUUUUAUCGAACCUUGGAAUUGAAACCCAGGAUCUCUUUCCAAAACCUUCUUCAUUAUCUUAAAAAAACGAAAUGAAUCCAGACGAAGAAAAACGCUCUCCGAAUUCCCUUCCAAACCUACCCCAAACGUCGACCUUCCCUUCCUCAUUAAUGGAACUGGAAACGUUUUCAAGUGGCGUGCCUCAGCCUUUGGAAAUUCUUCAUGGGAACCCAGUGCCGCCAUUUUUGUCGAAAACGUUCGAUUUGGUGGAGGACACGUCGUUGGAUCCGAUCAUCUCUUGGGGUCCGACGGGACAGAGCUUCGUGGUUUGGGACCCGGUCGAAUUCUCUAAGUUCAUACUUCCUCGGAAUUUCAAGCACAACAAUUUCUCCAGCUUUGUUCGUCAGCUCAAUACUUAUGGAUUUCGCAAAAUCGAUACUGAUAAGUGGGAAUUUGCAAACGAGGCUUUUCAGCGAGGGAAGAGGCAUCUUUUGAAGAAUAUUCAGAGGCGUAAGUCGCCUCAAUCGCAACAGGUUGGUAACUAUUUUGGAUCUUCUACUGAAGCAGGGAGGUCUGGAGUGGAAGGUGAAAUAGAAAGGUUAAGGAAGGAGAAGAGCAUGUUAAUGCAGGAAGUAGUGGAACUGCAGCAGGAGCAGCAGGGUACGGCUCGGCAUGUCGAAGUAGUGAAUCAGAGGCUUCAAUCAGCUGAACAAAGGCAGAAGCAAAUGGUUUCUUUCUUAGCCAAGUUAUUCCAGAAUCCGGCUUUCUUGGCACGCCUUAGACAAAAAAAGGAACAGGGAGAAAUCGGUUCUUCGAGGAUGCGGAGGAAGUUUGUAAAGCACCAGCUGGUUGAAUUGAUAGAUUCAGAAACACCUGCUGAAGGCCAGAUUGUGAAGUACUCCAAACUUGAUUGGAGAGACAUUGCUAUAUCCCCUUCAGCCCCAGAUAUAAUUCCGACUUCUGUUGAAAAAUCUCCAGAUUAUCUACCCAAGGGUGUAGCAGAAAUCGAUUUAGGUUCUGAAGGCUUUCCAUUUCCAGUUGAUGAUGAAGUAGUUGUAUCUGAUGAGUUGGCGACUGCACAUGGAUUUCUUGGAACCCCAGAGCUGGUAGGAGAAGGUACAUCAGGCAUGGGAAUCCAAGAUCUGAAAGGGAAGAAUGUAAUCGGUUCGGAACAAGUGGUUAAUCCAGGGUAUUUUAUAUCUUCCCCAGAGGAUUUAGUGAAGCAGAAAAGCACCCCAUAUUUCUCAUCUCCUAUCAGUGAGAGCGUUUCUAAACAAGAUGCAUGGAGCAUGGAUUUUGAUGCUACUGUUGGUAUGCCUAGUUCUAGGAACGAGUUAUGGGGUAAUCUUGAAACCUAUGACAUUCCCGAGUUGGGGGUAACUGGUGAGUUAUCUGAUGUCUGGGAUCUGGGAUUUUUGCAAGCAGCAGAAGAUUCAGGUGCUGAUAAAUGGCCGACUGAGGGAUAUCCUUUCGACAAUCCCCAUACUGAGAAUCAAGGUGGCCAGUCAGAAGCUAAUAGGUCUAAGAAAAUGGAUCCAUAAGGGUUCAUUUGCUUCGGCAGAUGAUGAUACCCUUGUGGAUCAUAGUUAAUCUUCAUUUACUAGGAUGAAUGAUUGAUUGGACAAUUGAUUUAUGAGCAUACUAAUAGAGUGCCGUUUUUCUUUAUCUAAUAUUAUGUCAUUACAGGUUUCUGUUCCUUUCUAUUGGUAAUUUCAAUUAUAAGCAAACCCUUGUGAACUGAAAAUUUCUGUUGCUGUCCUAUAUGAUGGGUUUCACUUGAAAUUGCAGGUUUUACACUCACCGGUGUGUGUUGAGUUAUGAAAUUGCAGGUUGAGUUGAAGUAUUAUACAUCCAUUCAACUUGUUGCCAUAUUCUUAGCAGUUGGCAUGCGACAUCCAGUCAGAGAACGACAUUGAUUGACAACAUAAUCAGUGCAGGGUUUACCGCAUCUGUUGGCAUAUAUGUUCUUGUAAACUCAUUUUAAAUAGCUUGUUAUUUGAUUGCAGACCAAAGUUAGAUAGAUGUCGAAAUUCUAAUCUGAAGAUACUUGGACAAUUCGGCACAGAACUCACCUUGUUAUCCAGACUUCAUUCUUCCUAAAGUAAAAAAUUCAGCAUACACGUCUCGAACACAUCUAUAUGAUAUUCCCAAAAAUAACACCGCGAAUUCAGCAGCCUCAGGAAGUAGUGUAGUUCUUAUAGAAAUUUGAUGAAUGGCCGUUUUGCUGUAUGCAGGUGCAUUUGUGACUUGGUGUUAAAACCCUCGUAGCAUAUCUCCUAUCGAUGCAGGUUGGCGGAGCAGCAACAAACAACGUCAAGAGGGGUUAACCGAUUACGAAGGAUCUCCAACAAAAUUGGUGAUUUCAGCAAUUUUUUCUGCCUCUAUAGAUAUCUUGCACGUUAUGUAGGAAGUAAAAGAGUGUUGGUCUGGUCUUAAGGCCAAUCAUACCUUUCAUCAAUCAUUAUAGCCAUGUCUCUUCCGCUGUACCAUGAAUUUUGAGAUAAUUUCAUUUGAAUUUUUCAUAACUAA
Messenger RNA from Gossypium raimondii (Peruvian cotton), 2932 nucleotides. RefSeq names its product heat stress transcription factor A-3. NCBI's taxonomy places the organism in Eukaryota, Viridiplantae, Streptophyta, Magnoliopsida, Malvales, Malvaceae. Gene Ontology annotation, biological process: regulation of transcription by RNA polymerase II. Gene Ontology annotation, molecular function: DNA-binding transcription factor activity; RNA polymerase II cis-regulatory region sequence-specific DNA binding. The record is from RefSeq and is a predicted model, not a curated record. The transcript is spliced from 2 exons. The coding region runs from base 496 to 1944 and encodes 482 amino acids. Gene Ontology annotation, cellular component: nucleus.